Molecule: messenger RNA, 2052 nt
Organism: Scylla paramamosain (green mud crab)
Lineage: Eukaryota; Metazoa; Arthropoda; Malacostraca; Decapoda; Portunidae
Product: RNA-binding protein 41-like
Exons: 1
Coding region: 1-1272 (423 amino acids)
Biological process (GO): mRNA splicing, via spliceosome
Cellular component (GO): U12-type spliceosomal complex
Molecular function (GO): U12 snRNA binding; pre-mRNA intronic binding
Source: RefSeq, a predicted model, not a curated record
AUGGCUUCAAUAACAUACAGUAAUGCCAAAAAGUACCGUUAUCUGGGCCAGGAUGAGGAGGAGCCUGAGCAGUGCCAGGGGGAGACCCUGAGACAGAAAAUCUUGAAGGAUCUUUUACAGAAGCAAUUGUCCAAGCACAUUUCUCUAGAACACCAGCUGCACAACCAAAAGAAGUUUGUCAGGUCAGUAUGUGAGGAAUCUGUCACAGCAAACACCAGUGGCCUUGCAUCUUUUCAAGAUUUCAAGAGUGUGGAGUCACUUCUAAAUGUAAAGCAGACAUUAAAAUCAUGUGGUCUCACAGAGUCUGAAAUCCAACUACUACUUGGUGAAGAGACCCAGAGCUCCCACCUUGAGGCUCCUCAUGCUAGGAGGCAGCGGCUGGAGGCCAUUGAAGAUAAAAUAGUGCAUCACAGAAGUUAUCUAGAGACUUCCCUCCAGGCACACAAUCAGACCUCUAGUAAUGCUUUGUUGGAAGAGACCCAAGGAGUGCCUGUUUCUGGUGAGGCUCCACAGCCAAACCCACACCAAGACUUCCUCCCAGAGGGCCACCCCAUGAAUCACUUACAAGAGAUAGCAGAGAAGCUAUUCCCUCCAGAGAAGUCAGAGCAGAUCCAUGGUGAGGAACACACUGGGAAAAAGAGACAACAGGAUGAAGCAUUGGGUUCAGCUAAACCCAAGAAGAAUAGAAAUGAAAAUCCAUCCUGUAUUUAUUUGACUGAAAAACCAAAGUCCUAUUGGGAUAUGCAACAAAUACCAAAGGUAAUCAAAGGUAGUGCCAAUCAUCUGGGUGCUCCCCUUCCCCAGUCACCAGGGAAGUGUAUCAUGGGCAGCAGCAAUGACAAGAACAAGAUAUUACUUCAUGUAACCAAAACUGGUACCAGUGCAAAGGUAGAUCUGACUAAACCUUUCAUCAUGAGUCUUGACCCAGAAGAUCUUAUUCCAUUGGCAACAAUAAAAGCAAACAAAAAAAGUAUCCAAGAAUUAAGAGACAUGGAAAAAUUCAGAAAUUAUAAUGAAGGAACACCAUCAUCCACUCUGUUCAUAAAAAACCUCUCUCCAAGUGUUUCUCCAAAGGACUUGGCUUCUCUGAUGGGCCACUUUGAGUCCACUCAUGGCCAAAAAAUCCUGUACAGAAUCUUGGGAGGCCGUAUGAAGGGCCAAGCAUUUGUCACCUUCCCUGAUGAGGAGGCAGCUUCUAAUGCCCUCAGGCUGUGCACUGGCUACAUGCUGCAUGGUAAACCAGUGGUGGCAGUGUUUGGCAAGAAGUCAUAGUUGAGGCUGUGUUUACCUCACAAUGGAAGCAAAGUUAUUAAGUGUAUUUUUUACCUUUUAUGAUUUUUUGCUUUAAGCAAAAAAAAAAAUGGUAAGAUUUUGUAGUGAGGUUAUAUGAUGAAGGGAAGGGGUAAGCAAGUUAUAUUUGUUACAACUUUAAAUGACUAUUUUUAUUUCUCAUUUUGUAAGAAAGGUUCCACAUUUAGGUGGGGCAUCCUGAGUCACAGCAGUCACUAUAAAAGCUACAUGGUGAAGCAUAACCAGUUUGUCAGUUCUUUUGCUUUCCAGAUACUUUUUAAUCACAUUCUAUUCUUGAUCUAUCUAGUGGCACUUCUGAAUGUCUGACAUUCUCAUCCUCUCUGCAUUUGAUCAAUGCAUUUAUUACAUUAUUAUUAUGCUGAUGAUCCCAAUCUUAGAGUCUGCUUACUUUGUUGAUCUGUCUCACAACAGCAUUACACCUUCAAUUCACCUUGUUCUCAGUACAGUAGGUUGACUUUUGUCAUUUUAUAUUAGCUUUUGCCAUCAGACUGGUAUCUGCUCUACUCACUGCACUUAUUAUAUGACCCAGGGAAUUAAUUUUAUUUGUGUACUGCAGGGACACAUUCCAUUAUCACUGUUUUCUGCUCUUCUUUCUUCAGUGGCCAGUUUUUUUUCAAUUUCUAGGGUGACAUUAAACAAAAUGCUGAUGAUGAUGCUGUUCAAGUUAUUAUUUAUUCAUUGUAAUACUUAUUCCUUAAGAAUGGAUGUACAAGAUUUCUAUUAAAAGUACAACAAUUUUUA